Messenger RNA from Hymenoscyphus albidus, 693 nucleotides. NCBI's taxonomy places the organism in Eukaryota, Fungi, Ascomycota, Leotiomycetes, Helotiales, Helotiaceae. The record is from the annotation of a GenBank genome assembly.
CUCGGCGAUACUUUCACAACACCACAGCUCUGCCAUCCACCCACCAUACAACUCAGUCCAUAAACCAAAACACCUCAAUUCCUCUCUACACACACAUUCAAGAUGUCUUGGUUACCAAAGAAAUUCCCGGCGCCUGUCGGUAAGUACUCUUGCCCCCGGGUGCUGCUCAAUUGCGCAACGAAGGAGCUUGGAAUGGACAGAAGCUAAUAUCGCAACCCUCUACAGCUAAGCCAUAUGCGCCAUUCUUCAUUGCUGGUACGUACCCUCGAUAGGCUAUACGACCGAUCCGGAAACUAUGCCGGGUCAAUUGGAGGAAUCCAAGAGGGUGCGAAGGACGAAGACUGAUGAGAGAUAUAGGCCUUGUUGUCAUGUAUGGUGUCAACUCUUUCCAGACCAUGAUGAUGAACAGUAUGUUGCCAUUUUCCUCAUGCGGAUCCUAUUCGUUAUUAGCAGUGGUACUUCUAGUCGACUACAGAAAAGUGCUAAUCCUGAAACUCCAGCCGACGAGUUCAAGAAUGACCCAAGAAACCCAAACGCCGGAAAGGCUACCGAAAAACACUGAGUUUGAUAUGAUGGAAGGAUCGGAAGGGGCUGUGGAUAUAUUUCGAACAGGGUGGUUUUAGGAAGCUCCAUAUCGACUGAUGGAGGGGCAUUGUAUCAUACCAUUAUUGCUGGGGGAAAGCCAUCGAAACC